Messenger RNA from Ananas comosus (pineapple), 2053 nucleotides. Its product is annotated as chaperone protein DnaJ-like. Gene Ontology annotation, cellular component: cytoplasm. NCBI's taxonomy places the organism in Eukaryota, Viridiplantae, Streptophyta, Magnoliopsida, Poales, Bromeliaceae. The record is from RefSeq and is a predicted model, not a curated record. Gene Ontology annotation, molecular function: ATP binding; heat shock protein binding. Bases 109 to 1617 code for a protein of 502 amino acids. Gene Ontology annotation, biological process: protein refolding; response to heat. The transcript has 11 exons.
UGAAUUGUAAAGGUAAUAUUUGCUCAAGUGAGAUUUUCUCCUCAAUCUCAAAUCUCUCUUCGUCCACGACGUCCACAAGAAUCCACCCAGUGGCGAAACGAGGGAGUAAUGGCGCUCGCUCUCUCCCCCAUCUCCAUCGCUCCCUCUAAACCCUACUCCUCUCUCGGACGAACCCUAACCACCACCACCACCACCACCACCACCACCACCGAUCAUCUCCCCUUCGCACAUGGCGUUCGCCUCCGCCCCUCCGUGCACUCCCUCCCCCUCCGCUACUCGAAGCGGCGGCGCACCCGAGGGAGAGGAGGCGGCGGCGGAGGAGAAGGACGCGGCCUCGUCGGCGUCGUCUCCGCCUCCGCCGACUACUACUCCACUCUCGGCAUCUCCCGCUCCGCAACGAACAAGGAGAUCAAGGCCGCGUAUCGGCGAUUGGCGCGCCAGUAUCAUCCUGACGUGAACAAGCAACCUGGUGCAACUGAAAAGUUCAAGGAGAUAAGUGCUGCUUAUGAGGUACUGUCAGAUGAUAAAAAGAGAGCUUUAUAUGAUCAGUAUGGUGAAGCUGGUGUUAAGAGCACAGUAGGGGGUGCAUCUGGAGCGUAUACGACCAAUCCAUUUGAUCUAUUUGAGACUUUCUUUGGUGCAAGCAUGGGCAACUUUUCUGGCAUGGAUCCAAGUGCAUUUGGAACACGAAGGCGUGGAGCUACUAUAAAGGGUGAAGAUAUAAGAUAUGAUGUCAUGUUGGAGUUUUCAGAGGCUAUUUUUGGAGCAGAAAAGGAAAUAGUACUAUCUCAUUUGGAAACAUGUGAUGCAUGCUUAGGCACUGGAUCGAAGGUUGGAUCUAGGAUGAGAGUAUGUUCAACUUGUGGUGGACGAGGUCAAGUAAUGCGAACUGAGCAAACACCUUUUGGUUUAUUUUCCCAGGUUUCCAUUUGUCCAACUUGCGGAGGUGAAGGUGAAAUCAUUUCAGAGUAUUGCCGAAAGUGUGCUGGGGAAGGGCGUGUUCGCGUUAGAAAGGAUAUUAAAGUGAAAAUUCCUCCUGGAGUUAGCAAAGGCAGCACUCUUCGUGUACGUGGUGAAGGUGAUGCAGGACCUAAAGGGGGGCCUCCUGGAGAUCUGUAUGUAUGCCUCGAUGUGGAGGAAAUACCAGAGAUAAAGAGAGAUGGCAUCAACUUGCGUUCAACUGUUUCGAUAAAUUACAUAGAAGCCAUUUUGGGCACUACUGUAGAGGUGAAGACAGUUGAUGGGAUGACUGAACUUCAAAUACCUCCAGGGACCCAACCUGGUGAUGUGGCGGUUCUUGCGAAGAGAGGUGUCCCUAAGUUGAAUAAGCCAUCAAUACGUGGCGAUCAUUUGUUCACUAUCAAGGUCACAAUACCGAGUCGUAUCAGUGGCCGUGAGCGUGAGUUGCUUGAAGAACUUGCAUCACUGAGUAACAAAAACGCUGGCCGAUCUCGUCCUCGUAUUAAUGCCAACCCACAAAUCAAAAGAACUGAAAGUGAAAAGAGUCUUGAACCUGAAGAGUCAGAUCAACAACAGAAUGACUUAUGGCAGAAGCUAAAAGAUUUUGCUGGGUCGAUUGCCAGUGGAGCUGUCAAGUGGUUGAAAGAUAAUCUUUAGAUUCAUAUUUUUUCCACAACUGUAUAAGGUAUGCCUGAUCUUACAUAGUUUUGCACUCCAUUAUAUCAUCAUGGCAUUCGCAUUGACAUUCUGAGGGACUUUGCACGCCGGAAGGAUUUGAAAUUUGAACGGAUUAAAGGACUCUUAUUCUUUUUAUCGGUUAAUCAUUUUUUUGAUGAUCCCUGUAAAGAUAGGUUCUAGUAGCUAAUGCUGCAGUUCAAUAGAAAUUAUGUGAUAAAGGAGGUAGAUGGUCAGGGCAAUGUAAUUUCCUCUUUUCCCUGCCAAACCCUUCAGUUUGUUAUAAAGAAUAAUUAAGAGUAGUUUUUUUUUGGGUAAUUUUCCUUUAGCUUUGAUAUAAUGCGUGAGUGCUAUGAAACUCAUUGAGUUCAAUCUAAACCAGAUUCAAUGAAACUAUUGGCAUUUAUUAUGUUUUCUC